AUGGUUUCAUUAUCAUCUUCGUCAUCGUACUCGUCACCACGUUCCUCUUCAUCAUCAAAAUCUGGCAUCCGUCAGUCACUACCGUUCUUCAGUUAUUCUGCAUUAUUUGGUUUCAUCAUGCUUUUCGUUCUACCGAUUACGAUCAGUAGCAGCACUGAACUCGCUUUCUUGAAUCCGAAUGAUCGUCUCGCACAACAACACUUUUCGACACCAGAACUGACAGCAGAUUAUGAUGUGAAGGAACAAGAAAGAGAAGCAGCUGCAGCGAUGAUGGGAGAUAGCAACACUGCGAUUGGAGCACCAAAAAGGACAGUUUAUUUGCGACAGCCACAAUUCAAACGUUUGAGACCAUGUUUCUACAGUCCGAUACAGUGUCUGAUGAAGAAGAAACGUUCUGACGAGACAAUUCAUCUCGGUGAUAUUGUUUUUAAGUGA
Anisakis simplex (herring worm) is the source of this 435-nucleotide messenger RNA. NCBI's taxonomy places the organism in Eukaryota, Metazoa, Nematoda, Chromadorea, Rhabditida, Anisakidae. The record is from the annotation of a GenBank genome assembly.